This is a messenger RNA of Dromaius novaehollandiae (emu), 1909 nucleotides long. RefSeq names its product solute carrier family 43 member 3 (gene SLC43A3). The transcript has 13 exons. Bases 262 to 1806 code for a protein of 514 amino acids. Lineage: Eukaryota; Metazoa; Chordata; Aves; Casuariiformes; Dromaiidae. Gene Ontology annotation, biological process: transmembrane transport. Gene Ontology annotation, molecular function: transmembrane transporter activity. The record is from RefSeq and is a predicted model, not a curated record.
ACCCCCGCCCCCCCCCGCCGGACGCCUGGGUCCCUUCCGGGAGGCGGCAGCGGGGGCGGAGCGGGGGCAGAUCCUGUGGCCCCAGGGCUGCCGCUGCCCCGUGGCCUCUGCCCCCAGCCCGCCCGCGCCGGGGGGACGCGCGUGGGGAGCCGCCGGGAGCCCGCCAGGGAGGCGGCCGCCGCUCCGCGCCGCAUGCACUGAGCUGGCAAGGCCUCAGCCCCGGCGUCCGGCGGCACGUGGGGCGGCGAGGCCGGCGGCGGCAUGGCGGCGGGGGGCGCGGGGCUGCCCAAGCGCCUGGCCACGCUGCUGUCGGGGCUGCUGGAGUGCGGCGCCUUCUGCGGCGUCAUCUUCGGCUGGGCCUCCCUCGUCUACGUGCUCAAGGAGCUGGGCUACUUCCAGGGGCGCUGCCUGCCCCCCGCCAGCCCCGGCCCCAACCUCACCCUGCUGCCCGACUGCAGCGGGCAGGAUGAGCAGUUCUCCCUCGUCUUCACCAUCGGCUCCUUCAUGAACAACUUCUUGAUCUUCCCCAUGGGCUACAUCUUCGACCGCUUCGGCACCACCGUGGCCCGCCUGAUCGCCAUCUCCCUCUACACCGCCGGCGCCCUGCUCGUCGCCUUCUCCACGCCAGCCUCCGCCGUGCUGCUCUUCCCGGCCAUGUCGCUGCUGUCGGUGGGCGGCAUGCUCCUCAUCCUCACCAACAUGCAGGUGGGCAACCUCUUCGGGAAGUACCGCGCCGUCAUCAUCACGCUCUACAACGGGGCCUUCGACUCCUCGUCCGCCGUCUUUCUCAUCGUCAAGGUGCUGUACGAGCGCGGGCUGUCCCUGCGGGCCAUGUUCCUCUUCAUGGCGGGCUGCAGCGCCUGGCACCUGCUGCGCACCCUCUUCCUCAUGCCCCGGGGCCGCAUCCCCCACCCGCUGCCCCCCGCCUACGACUACGGGCUGCGGUGCGAGCGGCGGUCCCGGUCCUACCGCACCUACGAGGAGAAGCAGCCCCCGGGCGACGGCGGCCCGGAGGACGCCCCGCUGGAGCCCCGCCCCCAGCCCCCCGCCCCCCGCGGGCCCAGAGGUGGCCCCGACGGGGCGUCCUUCGGGGCGUGCGUGCGCUCGCGGCUCUUCGCCUGGCACGUGGCCUGGCUCUCCACCAUGCAGCUGCGCCACUACCUCUUCAUCGGCACCCUCAACCCGCUGCUGCACCACCUGGCCCGCGGCGACGACGGCCUGGUGAGCACCUACACCGACGCCUUCGCCUUCGCCCAGCUCUGCGGGGUGCUCUGCGCCCCCUGGAACGGCCUCAUCCUGGACCGUCACAAGCGGCGCCAGGGCCCCCGCGCCGGCGGAGCCCCCGCGGCGCUGGCCGACCUGCGGGCGUCGGUGCCCUCGCUGGCGGCGACGGCGACCCAGUGCCUGCUGUUCUCCGGCUGCGCCGCCGUGCCCGCGCUGCCCGUGCAGUUCGCCACCUUCGCCCUGCAGGUGCUCAGCCGCUCCUUCCUCUACGGCGGCAACGCCGCCUUCCUGGCCAUCGCGUUCCCCCCGCAGCACUUCGGGAAGCUCUACGGGCUGGCCAUGGCCCUGUCGGCGCUGGUGGCCCUGCUGCAGUACCCCUGCUUCGCCCUGGUGCGGGGGCCGCUCCGGGGGAACCCCUUCUACGUGAACGUGGGGCUCAUCGCCGUGGUGCUGCUGGCCUUCGGCAGCCCCCUGGCCGUGGCCCGCGAGUGCCGGCGGCGGGCGCGGGAGCUGGGCGCCGCGGGGGGCACCCCGCUGACCGCCCCCCCGGGCGCCGGGGCCCCCCCCGAGGCGCCGGGCUGAGCCGCCGGGGGGCCCCCCCUCCCCGCCCCACGGCGCCUUCCCCACCGGACUUCGGGGCUGGGGGAUGGAGGCGGGGGGGGGAAAUAAAUGCUGACAUAGCAGA